GAAAAAGACGAUUGAACAGAUAAAGAAAAGUAUAUCAUAAAUCACGUCAAAAGUGUUUUUUAGCUUUCAGAUUCAACCUCUUUUUAUAGCAAAAAACGUUGGCGUCUUAUUGGUAAAUUUGCGUUUAUGUAUGUCGAACUUGGCAAGAAAUGUAAUGAGAUUGACACCAAAGCUGACAUCGUUACUUUAUAAACUAAAAACGAUUAUUUUGUAACCGAGCUGUUCUGAAGAGGUGGAUUAUUUAGAAGGACUCAAGAGCGAGAUAGUUUCGUGGUACACCGGCAUACACGUUUCCGUUACACCUUCAAAAUAAAACAAAGCCACGCGUGGAGACAGGCACGAAUAAACAAAUAUAACUUAACAUUUCAUAGUCCAACAUGAAAUCAUCAGCGAUAUGUAGAAUAAUGAAAUGUUGAACCUCUUGCCAAAAUAGGUUUGUGUGUACGUACAGGACCAAAACAAGUGACAAACUGUUUCUAAGAAAGAGAGGAAACAUAGUGUCUGACAUUCACAACAAACAAUUCGAAGGAUAAAAAACAAAAAGAUAAAUUGUGAGUUGUGUAUUCUAAAUCUAAAAAAACAACAUACUGUGAAAAUUUUUGCAAAGUACAAUGAAUUGCAAUUUAAAUAAUAUUCUAAACUUAAAUUAUUGAUUGAGUGGCUUAUUGUGCAGUGAACAGAAAUUUGCUGAGCUUACAAUGAUGGAUUAUUAGAUAAACAUCAAUUCUAACGUCAUUUAGUAAGAUGUAGUGAAGUAAGUCACAUUUUCAUCUGGGUGAAUGUAAAAUCUCUCAAAUAGAACGUUACAAUAUGGAGGACGGCGAUGGAGGUGAUGUGACUGUUCUUAAAAUAAAGUGUGUCCUGAAUAAUAGGAGUGACAGUGGUCAUGAGUCAGAGCUUAUCCACUGAGUGAUGUCAUCGUUCCAGAUGCUUCUGCUGACAUUCUGCUGCCACUCUGCAACUCAGAUAGUUCCCUUCUUUUUCUUAAACCGAGUCAUUCACAGCUUAAGAAACACCUCCUCUGUUAGCGAACCACUUUCAGCUGUUUUCGGGGGAGUGUUCUUGCCCCCUACACACCAACAUGAUUCCUCAGUCUUUGUGAGAGUCCAGUCUAUAAAUACCCCGCCGCACUUCAGGACUGACAGCCACAGACAGCUGCAGCGAGCGGCCGGAGCAGAUGAUCGCCAGUGUGGAGAGGGAGUCAGUGCUGACAGUCCUUCCAUGAGCGGAGCAAAAUGGCUGCCCUGAACAUCGACCCAGUGGAGCAGCCCCGGAUGUACCAGCAGACGCUGCUUCAGGACGGGCUGUGUGACCUGCUGGAGAAUGACAAGUUUGUGGACUGCGUGCUCAAGGUCCAGGAGAAGGAGUUCCCCUGCCAUCGGCUGGUGUUGGCGGCGAGCAGCCCCUUCUUCAAAGCCAUGUUCCUGUCUGAGCUGGAGGAGAGCAAGAAGCGGGAGAUCCUCCUGCAGGAUGUGGACCCGAGCACCAUGGGGAUGAUCUUACGCUACUUGUACACCUCCGAUAUCAAUUUAACGGAGCAGAACGUCCAGGAUAUCUUCAUGGUGGCCAACAUGUACCAGAUCCCGUCCAUCUUCUCGGUAUGUGUGUCCUACCUGCAGGAGAAGCUGGUGCUGGGGAACUGCCUGGCCAUCUACAGACUGGGCCUGCUGCUGGAUUGUCCUCGGCUGGCUCUGACGGCGCAGGAGUUCAUCUGCGAGCGCUACCAGGUGGUUGUGAGGGACCAGGACUUUCUUCAGCUGGCCCCGAGCGAGCUGGCCAUCAUCAUCACCUCAGACGCCUUGAACGUGGAGCGAGAAGAAGUGGUGUUCGAAUCCCUGAUGGAAUGGGUCAAACACGACGAGACCGAUCGGGUGAAGGAACUGCCAAAACUGCUGCACUGUGUCCGCUUCCGCUUGAUGCCGGUGGAUUACUUUAAGGAGAAAGUGGAGCGACACCAGCUCAUUCGCUUCAGCCAGGAGAUCAAGAAGGAGCUGGAUCUGGUCAAAGACGCACACAAGGGCCGACUCCCCAAGCCCAAGAGGGUGAGCCGAGAUGGGGCCACGGAUGGUGAGGGGAGUGAGGAUGAGGAUGAGGAAGGGUACCUGCCGGGGAUACUCAACAACAACCCCCGCUUCGGGAUGUUCGAGUUUGACUUGAUACUCAUGGUCAGUGACACGGGGACCGUCGCUUAUGAUCCUGUCGGAAACGAGUGCUUCGUGGUGUCAGAGUCCACGGAGAUUCCCAAAAACCACUGCAGCCUGGUGACCACGCAGAACCAGGUGUUCGUGGUGGGUGGUCUUCUCUACAACGAAGAGGACAAGGAUGAGCCCUUCAGCUCCUACUUUCUUCAGUUCGACCCGGUCAGUUCGGAGUGGUUAGGAAUGCCGGCACAACCAAACCCUCGUUGCCUGUUCGGCCUGACCGAGGCGGAGAACUCCAUCUUUGUGGUUGGAGGGAAGGAGCUGAAGGAUGGAGAGCACGCGCUGGACUCGGUCAUGAUCUACGACAGACAGUCCUUUAAAUGGGGCGAGUCCGACCCUCUGCCUUACCAAGUGUACGGUCACGGCGCCGUGUCACACAAGGGGCUUGUCUACGUCAUCGGGGGAAAAUCUGAGAGCAAAAAGUGUAUGAGGAGGGUGUGUGUCUAUAACCCCACAAAGUUCGAGUGGAAGGACCUUGCUCCGUUGACAACGGCUCGCUCCCUGUCCGGCGUGACGGUCCACAAAGACCAGAUAGUCGUGGUGACAGGGGUCACAGACGCAGGCCUGACCAGUUCUGCCGAGGUGUACGACAUCGGCACCAACAAGUGGUCUGAGUUCACAGAGUUCCCUCAGGAGCGCAGCUCCCUCAGCCUCAUGUCUCUGGGAGGACAACUGUACGCUGUGGGGGGUUUCGCCAUGAUGCCCAGUGAAACCAGUGAAGAUCCAGUUCCAACAGAGAUGACUGACAUUUGGAGAUACGACGAGUCAGAGAAGAGCUGGAAUGGGAUUCUCAGAGAGAUCAGCUACGCUGAAGGCGCCACUGUUCUCCCCGUGCGUCUCAACACUCUGCGCCUCAACAAGUUAUGAACUGGUGAAGGACUGUGAACAUGAUCUGAGGAAAAGCUAAGCUACUCUGGAUGUCCAGUGACAGCACGGUCUGUUCAGCGACUAACUAUUUCUCCCACUGUGUAUUUUAUAAAACCCAUUGAUUUGUACAUGUUGCUCAUUGUUGUCUGCUCUUCUA
Synchiropus splendidus (mandarinfish) is the source of this 3225-nucleotide messenger RNA. RefSeq names its product kelch-like protein 40a. Gene Ontology annotation, molecular function: protein binding. NCBI's taxonomy places the organism in Eukaryota, Metazoa, Chordata, Actinopteri, Syngnathiformes, Callionymidae. The transcript has 6 exons. Bases 1236 to 3068 code for a protein of 610 amino acids. The record is from RefSeq and is a predicted model, not a curated record.